Triticum turgidum subsp. durum (durum wheat) is the source of this 1440-nucleotide messenger RNA. The record is from the annotation of a GenBank genome assembly. NCBI's taxonomy places the organism in Eukaryota, Viridiplantae, Streptophyta, Magnoliopsida, Poales, Poaceae.
AUGGCGACGGCGGAGGAAGGCGAGAGAGGAGAGGUACAACCACCAGGAUUAGGGAGGGGGAGGUGUCCAAGAUUCCGGCGAUCUGAGGCGACCCGCGACAUGGCCGGAGGCGGCGGCGCUGGGGGAAAGGAGGAUGGCGGCACGGAGCCCCUACUCCUGUCCGUCCUCGCUCUCCCCGCAACGGCGCUCCCCGCCGUCGUCUCCCGCCUGGAGGCCGCCGUCCCGCGGAAGGCGCGCAGCUACCUCCCCCGCAACGUCCCGUCGGCCUGGUGGUCACUCAGGAUCCCCUUCAUCCAGCCGCUGCCGCCGGCUGGGGACCCGGCAAACGAAGAGGAGGGGAGAAGGUUCCCCCGCCCCCAGCGCGUGCAGGUGGCUCCGUCUCUCGAUCCAGGCACGGCCGAUAAGCCGCCCAAGAGAUUGAAGAGGUGCCUGCACUGCAAGGCGGUGGAGACGCCGCAGCGGAGGUCAGGGCCGAUGGGGCGGGGUACCCUCUGCAACGCCUGCGGAGUCUGGUACAGUAAGAACGGGACGCUGCCGGAGCACCUUCCGGUGGCAAGCCCAAUCGUCGAUUCGCCGCUGGAGAACCCGAUCUGGGAGCCCGAGGUGCCUGGGGCCAUCUACCUGGUCAGAAAGUCGGCCACGGAGAGGAUGCCUCCCAGGACAGAAGCCGCACCAGCGCCACGGCCGGGGACGAGCUGCUUGCACUGCGGGUCGUCGGAGCCGCCUUUGUGGAUAGAAGGGUCGAUGAGGCGGAGGGAGGUCUGCACCGCCUGCGGCAUGCGGUACAAGAAAGGGAGGUUGCUGCCGGAGUGCCGUCCAGCAGAGUGCUCAGUGACGGAUUCCCGGCAGGAGAGCCCAGUCAUCAACUCCCCGCCAGAGAGUCCCAUCUGGGAACCUGAGGCGCCUCCGUCCGUGCACCUGCCAAGAAAGCCUUCAAAAAAGAAGAAGAGGAGGCGGUCGAGAAGCGAAGCCCCUUCGGCGCCAUGGCCGGCAAAUAAGGGGAAGAGGUGCCAGCACUGUGGGUCGUCAGAGACGCCGCAGUGGAGGGAGGGGCCAAAGGGGCGAGCCACGCUGUGCAACGCGUGCGGCGUGCGGUACAGGCAGGGGAGGCUACUGCCGGAGUACCGGCCCAUGGCGAGCCCUACAUUUGUGCCAACAAAGCAUGCCAAUUCCCACCGCAAGGUGCUCCAGUUGCAUCGGACCAGGCAAAGCAACGACGAGCAUCCAUCACCGCUGCCUGCCGACAGCGUCACCAACCUGCCCCCAAUCCGCGACGAGCUCCCGACCACCAGCACGGCAGGUCUUGCCAGUGAGGAUCCGACCGACGCACCGGGCUACACCGACAACCCAAUCAACGUGCCGAGCUCACUGGACUCGCUGCUGCUCGACGGGCCGUCGGCACCACUCAUCGUAGAGAGUGAAGAUUUUGCGAUUAGCUAG